This is a messenger RNA of Rotaria sp. Silwood2, 774 nucleotides long. NCBI's taxonomy places the organism in Eukaryota, Metazoa, Rotifera, Eurotatoria, Philodinida, Philodinidae. The record is from the annotation of a GenBank genome assembly.
AUGUCUCAUAAACAUUCAAUAUCUUCAAUAUCAUUGUCAAGCAUUCGGCAUAGUACUAUCUCCGAGUCUGUUUCUAUGACAUCAGCAAAGACAUCUUCAGAUAAUCCGUACAAUAUAUCUUAUCUGCUCAAACGUAUGCGAGGUGAACGAAACUCAAAAACCACAAGUGAAUCGUCGUUACAUACUAUUCGACAACAAGCAAUACCUCAUAAACAUAUAAUUCUUGAACAAAAACCAUUACUCAACAAUACUGUUACAUUUAGAGAUAUCCACAAACAGCAACAACAAAUAGUUAUAAACACACCGAUUGAUAAACGUAAAAAACUAUCACAAUUUCAUUUCGAUCGAUUGAAACAGAAAAAACAUACUCAUGUCAUAGAUCCAUUCAACAAACAAUAUUAUACAAGACAACAAAAAAAUUUUAAAAGAUUUUUUAGACAAGAAGAUGAUGAACGACAACAAUUUAAUAAUGCUGCUUAUUGUGUUGCCUAUUGUACAAUAAUUAUUAUUGGUGUAACAAUGGGUGGUUGGAUUGGUGGUCUUUUCGAAUUAAUUUCUAGUGGUCAUAAUGGUUGUAAUAAUGAACAUCGUGGUCAUUUCAAAUGUCAAGCUAAAUAUGCAUCUUUAAAUGUUACUACUCAUUGUAUUAAUAUAUUCUAUAAAAAUUCAAUUCUAUAUAAUUCUCCAUUUAUUUGUCUAUGUCGUUUUCUUAAUAAUUCUCAAGGAAAAUAUCGUGAUUGUGAAUUUCUUCAUGCGAACAUACAAUAUAUUUAA